AUGUUACGAGCUUAUGGAAGGAGUCCUAGUCUCAUACGGCUGUUUCAGUAUGGACUUCCAAAUCAUAUCCAAAAACGAAAGUAUACCAUGGAAAUAGCUGCUAUUGUAGGUUCAAUGACAGAAUCAAUGCAGGCCCUUCAUACAAUGUCUGGAAUGCCAUGGUGGGCUCUUAUCCCUCUUACUACAUUUGGAUUAAGAUCAGUAUGGACUUUACCAUUGGCUAUACUACAAAGAAAGAGAGUAAGGAAGCAAAGUCAGCUUAGACCUAUAAUAAGUGCUAUGAAUCCAGUAUUACGUUUAAAUCUAGCCAGGAAAUCACAACUAGCAAAGAUGGCAGCAUCCGAAGCAACUGGUACUGAAGCUGUGGCUGUAAGUCAAUCUCCAUUGGCCAAUAUGAGUUAUGAACAAAUAUUAAUCUUAGCAUCAAAGGAAACUAGAAAAAGACAAAAGGCUUUAUUCAAGAAAAAUGAUGUUCAAUUAUGGAAAAAUAUGAUAUUACCAGCUUUUCAAAUACCGUUAUGGGUUGCUAUGUCUGUCUGUAUGAGAGAUCUUAGUGGUUGGACUUCAUGGGAUAAUCUCUCAAACAAAGCAUUGGAUCCAGCAUUAUAUAAGGAGGGUCUCUUAUGGUUCACUGAUCUUACAACUGCUGAUCAAUUACAUGCAUUCCCCUUGAUCCUUGGGAUUGUUGCUUUAUGUAAUGUGGAAUGGACGUUUAAAACAUUUGAAUUGCUAAGACCAAGUCAAAGAAAAAGACUUAGACCUACAUUAACAGAUGCUGUUGCUAAUAUCUCAAGAAUGGCAGUUGUAUUCUUAAUGUCUAUUUCCUUACAUGCUCCUACUGCAUUAACAUUAUAUUGGCUAAGCUCUCAAUUCUAUUCCUUAGUACAAAACAUAAUAAUGGAUAUAGUUCUUCCUGUUAGUUUCACCACAAGAAACAGAGUCAACUAUUCUAAAUCACGUAACCCGGAUGCUAUUAAUGUCAUUAACGAAAAUAAACUCGGAGUGUUUAAAGGUAAUAAUUAA
This is a messenger RNA of Scheffersomyces coipomensis, 1023 nucleotides long. RefSeq names its product membrane insertase. The transcript has a single exon. Gene Ontology annotation, cellular component: mitochondrial inner membrane. The coding region runs from base 1 to 1023 and encodes 340 amino acids. Gene Ontology annotation, biological process: protein insertion into mitochondrial inner membrane from matrix; mitochondrial respiratory chain complex IV assembly. Lineage: Eukaryota; Fungi; Ascomycota; Pichiomycetes; Serinales; Debaryomycetaceae. The record is from RefSeq and is a predicted model, not a curated record. Gene Ontology annotation, molecular function: membrane insertase activity.